AGUUCUGGAACAGCCUCAGUUCCAAAAAACUGAGUCACUUUGUUGCGGCAUGAAAUUUUGCCCCUAACUCGUGUCCCGGGGUGGCCCGGGAGCAGCGGGCCCUUCCUCUUCCGGGCUCCCUGGCCCCGGUCUUUGAUGACUCAGAGCUCCUGCGGUCACCAAGCCGCUCUGGAGACUCAUCGGAGCAGCUCCCCGAUGCCGUCAGCUCUUUUCUGCAGUUACAGCCUCAGUUAAUUUCCAAAGUCGCCCACUUUCAAAACAAGACCUUAGGAAGGGACAAUAUGUACGCAUCUUCUUGCGGCCAGCAGCAGUGAUGGCAACGCUGUAGGCACCUCCUUCCCUUAGGAAAAAGCCAAACAUUUCACGAAGUCCUUCUGUGCUUUUAGACGAAACUGGAAAAUGGCCUUCAUUGGAAAAGCCCCAGUCCUCGGGGAGCAGAUCCCCCAUCUCUGGCAGUGCAGUGCUCCUGGGAGCUGUCUGGAACAUUCCGCAACGGUCACUCCUCUGCCCUGCAUUGGCCUUGACCACAUGACCCAGAGGCACAGGGAGAAGCCUCCUUGGAUGCUUGGCAAGUGACUUCAGUGGCUGAGAGUGUCUAAGGAAAGCCGGGAACACUGCACACUUCCUGCAGAUGGCGGGGCAGACCUCUGUGCAAGAGUGCCUGAAGGGGAUCCCCCGUGGUGCUUCCUGGUCCAGGGAGGUCACAGAGCGCUCCUCCACCCUGAGCACAAGGGGUCCCACCAAGGACAAGGACAAGAUUCAGCACGUCGCACGCAGAACAGCUACCUGGAGCCACAGGCCACUUUACAAAAAGGGAGUUUGCAGGCCAGAAGCCACCCCUGCAGCAUUGUCUUUGUGCUCCAAGAGAAGCCCUGGCACACACUUCUGCUCAGAUGGAACCACUGUACCCUCAGUGUCCUUGUCAGUACCAGCUGGUGACUUUCCUACUCAAACCCUUCCCUCACUCUCUGCCUCAUUUUCUCAAGGUGCCGUGUUUGCCUGAAAGGACACUGGCAGCCAGCAGUGGUGGCGGCUGGUCCUCUAGAUGGGCACGAAUGCCAUUGGCAGGCAAUGGGGCAGACUCCAUGGAAAGAUGCUUCCCUUCCUCAAGGUAUGCACUCUGCGGGGAGACCUCAUUGUCAAGUUCAGAGUUACGCUGCAGACCGCACAGCACCUCGCCUGCUUCCAGGACCUGCUCCGGUCAGCCCAGGACCAACCACAGCAGGACCCCCCAUCCUGUGCUCACCCAGGGCUUGUCCAUGGCACUGGAAACUCCUUCCUGUUCCCGAUCGCCCUCUGGGCAAGGAGUGGGCAGGGACAUGUGGCUCGUGCCGAGGUCUAAUACUGUGUUCCCAGCAUGGAAGCAGGUGCCCUGAAGAGGAGUGGGGACACUUCUUGUGGCAUGCCGGAUUCCGUGUAGAAAGCUGUGACUGUCACCCCUCCUCCCCACUCGGUUUUGUUAGUGGACCUUUCCCUGGCCCUUCUCUCCUUGGCCCACUCUUGGCAGGAGAGAGGAGGAGAGGAUCUCACUUUCCACCUGCACCGGCCACACCCUCGGUCUGCGGGGUUCUCAGCAGCUGGCCAGGGAUGCUCCACACCUGGUGGUCAAGUAACCAUCUCCUCACUCUGGGCAUCUGUGCCCUCUCUGGGGUUGGAACAGGAAAGAAAGCCGAGACCUUUAUGUGGGACUUGAGUUGAGACUCAAUUCUGUAGAGUCAGGGGUGAGGAGGAGCCAGGCCUCCUGUGUGCUCUCCAUACCCCAGAGCCGGGUGCCCAGUUCCAUGGGUCCUGAUGGACAGAAGGGAAGAACGGGGGGGGGGCUGCUGCACCAUGGGUAGUAGUGCAGGGGGAGCCGCCUCCGGCUGAAUGCCCAGGGACUCCUGGGGGCUGCUGGCCCCGGUCCCAGCAGUGGGUCCUGUUUCUUCUUUCCCCUCAGAAUGCAGGGUCCACCACCCCCAAACGUCCCCUCCACAUUUGGUGAAAUAGGAAGUUCCAUGGCUCUUACCCUUCUUUUAGGGUGACUGAGAGAUUUAUUUUCACAGAAGCCUCAGUGGCCUGGUCUGUACCCACCUCUGCAUGUGGUUGCAGAAAGUGAAGGAUUGUCAGGGAGCAGGGCAGAUGUUUAGUGGAUCUGUGUCCUUGGUCAAAGUUUUGUUUUUCCUCCAGAAGAAAAAGGCUUGUGAACAUGCCACCGUAUUCUUCAUUCCUUCUUUUGGAAAUGUAUGAAGAACGGGUGGCAUUUUGGAGUCACUGGCCUGUGAACAGUUGGCCCAGAGGAAGAGUUAGAUGUGGGUGGGUGUGGCCGCCUCUGACCCUCCCUAGCCCAGGUGUGUGUGGGCAGCCCAGGCAGGCACUCGGGAAAGGUGAGGUGGAGCCUUGCACGCUCUGAGCACAAAGUCCUGGGAACCCUUAAACCCAAGCACUGCCUUGACAGCAGCCAACAUGGCUGAUAGAAGAGACACGAAGUCCAGCUGAUGCCAGACAGAGGGCGUCACUAGAGAGCCAUGCUACAUGGGGUUGGAGCAGAAUUUCGGGAUAGUGAUGGCAAGCCUCCUCCCAAGCCAGCUGGGGAGUAUGGAGAGGGGGUGGCCGGAGGAACCUGGCAUCCCCGGGUUAGUACCACAGAGGUGGCUCCGCCUGCAGCUCGGCCUCUGCCUCAUCCUGACUCCCCCUGCUUUGGCCAUGGCUCUUCUUGUCCUUCCCUCUUCUCAGUGCAGGAGGACCCUGAAUCAAAUGCCUGAUCUACGUUUUCACUUUACCCUCGGAUGAAGCUUGUGGUGAACCCCAGGGCUCUGUGUGUCUCCUGAGUCUCUGCAGACCUCGGGUCCGGGACCCAGAGACUCUUCUCCCUGGGGCAGGAGGCACUGGGGUGUGUAGACGGGGGUGUCCUGGGGCACAGUAGCUGACAGGGGGACUUCCUAGCUUUCUGGCCCUUUCCAACUCUGAGUGUGACCUUCCUUUUCUUGAUCACAGCCCCCAACUUCGGAGCCUGCUAGAGCCUGCAGAAUUUGGCUUCAUCAUCUGCCUCUGUGAGGAAAGGCGGGGCCUGGCAGUCCAGUGAAUCUUGUAUAUUUGCUCCCCACCUCGGUGGUGAAUACAUUCUUGGGUGGUGAAUACAUUCUCUCCUUGCCUUCACUCUAGAAAGGUCCCCUGUUUUGUGAUGUAGGAUGUGGUCAAUGACUGACUCGUUCUUCAAGUGUCAAUAUCCCUCUGGACCAUAGACGCAGCUCUGCUUUCUGGUGUUCCUGGGCUCUGCACACAGCAGGAGCCACUCUGGGCUCUGUGAGAUGCAUCUUCUGACUCACUUUCUUCUUGUUGGCUCUUUUCCAUGCGUCUUCUGCCACUGCCCUGUUCUGGGUGGGAGGCUGUCACACUGUGGUUGGGGGUCCCCUCUCCUGCCUCCCCUCUUUGAUCCUUUUCUGUGAGGGUCUGCUGGGGUCCUGUGUGUCGUGCAUUGUUGAUAGAUUCCUGUCGUGCUUGCUGUCCUCCCCAUUCUAAGGGACCUCUGAUUGCCUGUGAGCAGUUUACAGGGGCCUCUCCUGGCCCCUUCACCCAAGGAAUUCCCGCAAUGCGUGAGUUUGUGAGGCGGAACCUGGGAGUAUGUGACGUCAGGUGAGAAGGGAGGGCCCGUCCUAGUCCGGUGGGCUCCUCUAACAAAGUACAUUAGCCUGGGGAGUUACUAACGCCCAAAAUGUGUUGUCAAAGUUCUGAAGGCUGAGAAGUCCAAGAUCAAGAUGCCUGAGGAUUCAGUGCCUGGUGAGGACCCAUUCCUUAGGGCAGUGCCUCUAGCUGUGUCCUCAUGUGGCCGAAGGGGACAAGGGAGGUUGCGGGAGCCUGUUUGAUGAGAGCACGAGCUUCCUUCAGGAGGGGAUUAUUGAGAAAGUCUGUCUGGUUUCAGGGCAUUCCCAAGGCCCCACCUGUUCAUUCUACCCCAUUGGGAAUUAGGCUUCAACAUAUAAAUUUGGGAGACACUGACAUUUAGGCCAUAGUGCGUCAAAGGCAAAGUGAGGCCGAGUGUGGAAAACAUCCCAGAAUCUGGAUGUGGCCCAGGCAGAAGGAAACUCAAAGUGAUGGGGUGACUCAUGGUCCCUGGUCUGUGUAGGACUCAGCGGGGAGGAUGGCCCUGGGCACAGUGGCGGUGUCUGUUGGAGGAUGAUAGGGAACAUGUUGGUGGGGGGAGGGUGGAGCCCACUAUGAGUGGCAACUCCCUGGGGGCACAGGAAGCAAAGCUAGAGGUGGCUCCCAUCUCCCCUCCUUGCACACAGUGUCACCUCUGUGGUGGCCCUGUCAUCCGCCUCAGUUCACAGGUGUUGCUGUGACAACUCCUCAGAUUACCUUCAAAAGGAGGCUUGUGCAGGUGCCUGCAGGAGCCAGGAGGUGGAAAUGCAUCCUGAGUGUCCAGCGAUAGGCCAGCCUGGCAGGGGUCCUCGGCCCCACAGUCCCAAUGACUGCCUCAGAAAUGGGCAGAGAGCAUACUUGGUUCUAGCUUGCAAGGCCCACAUCUCAGAGCCGCGGACAGUCAUGAAGGGUCCGUGAACGUGGAGAGGAGGCAAAAAUGACCCAUGAACCUCAGGCCGCUGUGCUGCCAUCCAGCCAAGUGCAGCACCAGCCCUUCGGGCCUCGAGAUCCUCUACCCUUCUCUGGGCCUUGCUAAUUUCCUCCUCCAGCUCCUCAGUGUGUGUAUGCACAUACACACCUGCACGCAUGCACAUGCACACCCAGUGCAAUUUCUCUCUGCUCGCAUGUACUCCCCAAAAUUCAAUGAGUUCCUCUUUCCUCCUCAGAGAUAUAGACCCGGGCCCCAUCUCAGCCUGCAGAGGCCUGAAUCUUUCCCAGGAUUGUUUUCUAUUUCUCAGGUCCUGCUUUAAAACAAAACCUAAAACUUAAACAAACUAAAACGCUUUCUGAAAAGAGUAAUACACCAACAUAAAGUCCGGGUAUCCUAAGCAUGCUGUGUGUAUGUUGUCUGAAAUUGAAUAUGCUGUGAAACCACCACCUGUGUUGAAAUGCAGUGUUUCCCAAGACCUGGGGGCUCUCUCCAGUUGCUAAUUGUGAUCACCUCUCCCGAUCACCGCUGAGUCCUGUAGGUCACCUUCUCCUGACCUAUUACGCCACUGAUUGCUUAUGCUGGGCACAAUUUUAUACCCUUGGUGUUGUUCAGUCUAAUCAUCCCCAUAACCCUAUGAGAUGAUCAUUCCCAUAUGACAGAGGAGAAAACUUGGGGACACAGGGGCUAUGUCCUGGCCAAGGCCUCACUGGCAGCAAAAGGCAGAGCAGGAAUCCAGCCAGGAGCCCCAGCACAGUCCUGUUCUUCCCCCACUAAACUGGGCUGUGAAAUAUAUCAUGACAGUUUGGAAAACGGGCUAACUGCAUGCUGAGGGAGGUGGUGAUGGAUACCCACUUCUUUUCAUGGGAAGGUGAGGUGUCUCCAUGCCCCCCUCAGGUCUAGCCUUUCUCUGUGGCUCAGAACCUUGGGAAAGUGGGAGGCUCAGAGGAGGAAAGGGACUUACUUGCCCAAGGGCCACAGCUGCUAAGUGGCAGGUAAGGGACCGUUAUUCUCCUGUCCCUUUCACAGAGGACAGGAGGAAAGUGAGGCCAGGUGGUGUACAUGAGUUUAGCAUCUUUUCUGCAGCAGGCCCAGAUCAGCUUUGCACAUGGUGCUGACCUCAAAUUCAGCCCUAGAGGGGCCUGUCUCUGCCCUGAGUGAGUAUUGAGGUGCACGCUUCUUCCCCUUUGUUCUGUCCAUUUCCAAAAAUGUGAACACACACCUCCAACAUGUUUCUGUGUAUAUUAUUGUGUGCAUAGAUACUACCAUUGUGAAAUAUUAUGCAGAUUCAUAAUGCACUAUGCCAUUGAAAAUUUCAAAAGAAAUGUGUAAUAAACAUUUAAAAUAU
Messenger RNA from Symphalangus syndactylus (siamang), 5894 nucleotides. RefSeq lists its product as uncharacterized. The record is from RefSeq and is a predicted model, not a curated record. NCBI's taxonomy places the organism in Eukaryota, Metazoa, Chordata, Mammalia, Primates, Hylobatidae.